AUGAACAAAUCUCAGCCGUUCAUUUUACAUCACCGGCCAGUAUCCUCACUACACAUCCCCAUGAAGUUCUCUCUCCCCUUCACAACCCCCUUCAACAUCCUGCAGCUCCCUCUCUCCCCCUCCCUCUCUCCCCCUCCAAGAUCAUCGGCGCUCGGCGCUCUCUCCCCCUCGAUCUCGAUUCGCGAGCUCACCGCAAAUCUGGACCACCUCCGCGAGCCGACCCCGCCGUUGAUCUCUCUCCCUCUCGAACUCGAUCUCGAUCCGCGAGCGGAGUUCGUCGCAGAUCUGGACCACCUCCGCGAGCUCUCUCUUUUCCCCAAAACUCUCCCUAAAAUUCCUCCGCAAGAUUCCUCCUCCGACGCUGCAGGCAUUAUGGAAGAGAAUGCGGAAGAAAACAAUGAUAGUUUGGAGUGUUCAAAAGAAGACUUGAAACCUAAAUUUUUUAUGGAGUUUGAUUCUGAGAUUGAUGCAUAUGACUUUUAUAACGAAUAUGCACGUAGUGAAGGCUUUAGCAUUAGAAGAGCUGCUUAUGCUGCAGAUAAACAAGGUGUACUCACUUCAAGAACAUUUGUUUGUUGUAAGGAAGGUUUACGGAAGGCGGAUAAGAGAGACGAUUUGACGAGAAAUCCAAGAGGAGAGACAAGGACUAAUUGUGGAGCGAUUAUGGGGAUUAAAUUGGUAAGGCGUACUGGAAAGUAUUCUGUUUAUCGUUUCUCUGAAGAGCAUAACCAUCAUCUUAUCAGUCAAGAAUCUGUCCAUUUUAUGCCAUCUCAUCGAAAAAUCACUUCAUCAGAUGAAGCCUUUUUAGACUUGACAGCAAAUUCAGGUCUUUCGCCUAAGUCUGCAUUUGAAUUAAUGGGUCAACAAGCAGGUGGUAGAGAGUCACUGGGAUUUACUAAGGUAGACCAAAAGAAUUACCUUCGAACUGUCCGACAGAAAAAAAUGAAAUUUGGGGAAGCUGGUUAUCUGAUAGAAUAUUUUUCAAAGCAAAUGUUGGAAAAUCCUUCGUUCUUCUAUGAGAUGCAGUUGGACACUGAGGAACAAAUUACCAACGUUUUUUGGGCUGAUGCUAAAAUGAUAAUGGAUUAUGGUAUAUUUGGUGAUGUGGUAAGUUUUGAUACAACUUACAAACUUAAUGAAGCAAAUCGACCAUUUGCGGUGUUUGUUGGAUUAAAUCAUCAUAGAGAGACUAUUAUUUUUGGAGCUGCCUUAAUGUACGACGAGACCGCAGCAUCUUUUAUAUGGUUGUUUGAAACCUUUUUAAAGGCAAUGUGUGGGAAGCCUCCACAAACCUUUUUCACUGAUCAAGAUGCAGCGAUAGCCAAGGCUGUAUUACAUGUGAUGCCAGGUACUUACCAUCGACUUUGUAUAUGGCAUUUGAUGCAAAAUGCUGUCAAGAAUGUUGGCUUCUUAUUUCGAGACCACAAUGAAGCAGAUGAAGGCAAUGUGUUCAACAAAUUUCUUUAUCAAAUUGAGGAAGAGGAUGAGUUCUUGAGUGCUUGGCAGUCCACGCUGGAUGAGUACAAUGCACAUGAUGAUACUUGGGUAGCUGCAACAUUUGAAAUAAGAAAAAAAUGGGUGCAUGCAUAUGUGAAGUGGACAUGGUCAACAGGAAUGCAAACUACACAAUUGAGUGAAAGCUUUAAUGCUAGUUUGAAGGGGUAUUUGAAAUCAGACGUACAAUUGCCUGAGUUUUUUACUCACUUUAUAAGAAUGAUAUUUGAUAAGCGGUAUAAGGAAUUGGAAGCUGAGUAUGAUUUGUUGUUCCGGAUUGUUCACUGCAAAAUGGAGGCAUUGCAUCAAAGUGAUGACAGAAGGCAGAGAAACUACACUGAUAAAAAAGAUACCUGA
Messenger RNA from Asparagus officinalis (garden asparagus), 1851 nucleotides. Its product is annotated as protein FAR1-RELATED SEQUENCE 5-like. The transcript is spliced from 5 exons. The record is from RefSeq and is a predicted model, not a curated record. Gene Ontology annotation, biological process: regulation of DNA-templated transcription. NCBI's taxonomy places the organism in Eukaryota, Viridiplantae, Streptophyta, Magnoliopsida, Asparagales, Asparagaceae. Bases 1 to 1851 code for a protein of 616 amino acids.